Molecule: messenger RNA, 3319 nt
Organism: Drosophila navojoa
Lineage: Eukaryota; Metazoa; Arthropoda; Insecta; Diptera; Drosophilidae
Gene: koi
Product: Sad1 and UNC84 domain-containing protein klaroid
Cellular component (GO): nuclear envelope; meiotic nuclear membrane microtubule tethering complex
Molecular function (GO): protein-membrane adaptor activity
Source: RefSeq, a predicted model, not a curated record
CUAAUUUUAUUUUUUUUAUUUUGCAUUGUAGCAAAACACCGAAAACUGAUUAUACGUACUCGGAACUGUCACCGCAUCGCCGCCAGCUGGCACCGGGAAUCGUCGCAAUGCCGAACAUGUCGCGUCGCAGCCUGGAGCAUCAUGAUCAGCGCGUGAAUUACAUGGUCGAUCGUAAUCCAGCUCAAGAGGAGUUCAUACGCCGUCGCUACCAGGCGAACUAUACGCAUCUGAAUUACGACUCGGCCGACGAGCUAGACAACACACAGUCCAACCAGCAGGUGCAGACCUGGUGGCUGCUGCGCGUCAUCACCAGCAUCGUGAGCAGCAUCAGCAGCGUGUGGACUAGCAUUGCGAACAUAUCCGAAACGGAAUCGAGCGCCUAUCAGAACUACUAUGCCAAGCGCGAUCGUCAGCCAAAGCAUGGCCUUAUCGUCUCCAGCCUGUUGGGCUUGAUGCGUUACAUCUACAUCGGCAUCGCCUCGGUGCUCAGCCUGGACACUUGGCUGCUCAGGUCCAACAAUCCGGAGAACAAGUGGAAGAAGCGUUUCUUGCUCUUUCUGCUCUUACUGUUGCCAGUACUGAUGGUAGUGGGUUGGCAGCUGUUGCCGGCGGAGCAGCGCUUGGAGCUGGCGCAACGCACUGAGGCGCUGCUGCCUUUGCCUCUGACUGCCUUUGACUCGCUGCGUGGGGGAUUGUUGCAGGCUAGCGCUGCUUUGAUGACGCUGUGGCUGCCACGCGAGCAGCAGGAGGCGGCUGCCAUUAGGCUCAAUGUGGAGCAAGCGCAGCAGAGCAUGCAGAAGUCGCUCACCCCGGAGGAGUAUGAGAACAUACUGAAUCAUGUGAACAGCUAUGUGCAGCAGCUGGUGGAGCUGAAGCUGCAGCAGCAAGCCAAGGAGCAGCUGCAGCAGCGGCAGCAAUUGUCGCCGCAACAGAUACAGAUCAUAGUUAAGCUCAUGCGCGAGAAUCUGCAGCAGUUUGCGGAUCAGCGGGCGCAGCUCAGUGAGCAGCAGCUGGCCGACUUGGUGCUGCGCUUGAAGCUGGAACUGCAGCAGUCGGGCGAGUGGCAGGGGGGACAGGCAAAGCUGACGUCCGCGCAGCUCGAGGAGAUCACGCGCCUGGUCAAGGCGGAGUUCAAUCUUAAGGAAGAGCACUAUACGCUGCUGCUGGAGCGCAUCGAUGUGGGUGCGCUGCUUGAGCGGCUGCUGGGCUCAGCAGAGCUUGCUGAAUUUGUCGACGCACGCAUCAAUGUGGAACUGCAGCAGCAGCAGCAAGCCAAGGAGGAGGGCUCGGGCCAGUCGAAUGCGGAUCAGCAAAUCGAACAGCUAAACAGGGAAAUUGCAUUCAUCAAGCUGGCGCUCUCAGACAAGCAGACGGAGAACGCCGACCUGCAGCAGUCCAUCAGCAAUCUGAAGCUCACGCAGGACGAUUUGCUGGCGCGCAUGCAGCAGCACGCGCUGGCGCAGGAUCAGCGCUUCAGCGGCCUCCUCGCCGAGAUCGAGGCCAAGCUGGCGGCCCUGAAUGAGUCGCAGUUCACGCUGCUCAACAAGCAGGUGAAGCUGACGUUGGUCGAGAUAUUGGGCUUCAAGCAGACAGCGGGCGGCAAACUGGAUGAUUUGGAUCUGCAGAACUGGGUGCGUAGCAUGUUCGUGGCCAAGGACUAUCUGGAGCAGCAGCUGCUCGAGUUGAACGAGAAGACCAACAACAACAUACGCGCCGAGAUCGAACGCUCCAGCCUUGUCCUGAUGAGCGACAUUAGCGAGCGGCUCAAGCGCGAGAUCCUGCUCGUCGUGGAGGCCAAACAGAAUGCCAGCUCCCAGUCGCUGAAGGCGCUCAUGCACGACGAUGAGGUGCGCAAUAUAGUCAAAUCUGUGCUGGCCAUCUACGAUGCGGAUAAAACGGGCCUGGUCGACUUUGCCCUGGAGUCGGCGGGCGGGCAAAUUCUGUCCACGCGUUGCACCGAAAGCUAUCAGACCAAAUCGGCGCAGAUCUCCGUCUUUGGCAUUCCGCUCUGGUAUCCCACCAAUACGCCCAGGGUGGCCAUAUCGCCCAACGUGCAACCAGGCGAGUGCUGGGCCUUUCAGGGAUUUCCCGGAUUUCUGGUGCUGAAGCUCAACUCCAUGGUUCACGUCACUGGCUUCACGCUGGAGCACAUACCCAAGAGCUUGUCGCCAACAGGGCGCAUCGAUUCGGCGCCACGCAACUUUACCGUUUGGGGACUGGAGCACGAGAAGGAUCAGGAUCCGGUGCUGUUCGGUGAGUAUGAGUAUCAGGAUAACGGUGCCUCCCUACAAUUCUUUCCCGUGCAAAACAUGGACAUCAAGCGUCCCUAUGAGAUCGUCGAGCUGCGCAUCGAGUCGAAUCAUGGCCAGCCGGACUAUACGUGCCUGUACCGCUUUCGUGUGCACGGCAAGCCGCCACCCUCCUCAUAGAUACCUAGGAGCCUUGGCUCCGCUUCAGUCAGGUGUACAUAAUGUCAGUGCCUUAAAAAGGAAACUUUACAAUACUUACAAGAGGAAGAACUAGAAGCAGAACAUCUACUUACAACAGCUUAAGGUUAAGAAUACGUUAACUACAAAUAAAAAACGUAAGGCUAUAGCGUUUAAGUGUUUUUGUAUGAUAUUUAAGUCGGGGCAGUGUGUUAACCUUAACCAGCAUAUGUAUAUAUAUAUAAAGAUAUAUAUAGGCUUAAACUAAUAGUAGUUGCCUCGAGCCGUGUGCAGUGUGUCCUAUAAUAUUUAUUAUGAUUUAGUUAUUGAUUAGCGCGCUUAUUUUAAAAAAUAUUCAAGUGUAAACGAAAUUAAUUUUAAACUGUUUUUGCCAUUUGUAGAACGUUCUGAACUUAAUAGUCAUAGGCUUACAACUAACCUAACUAAGCCAUUUACUUGCUAUAUAUAUAAUAUAUAUAUAAAGCUAUAGAUGUUACUUUAAGUUAUUCUUAGGUUUCUAUUUUUUAUACAUGUUCAAGUACGAAUUGUUUGUAAACUAUGCCAUAGAAAUUGGAAUUGAAAACGGAAUUGAAACAAUAGCUGAAACAUAUAACGGAAACUCAUUGAAAUGCCGCGCAAUAGCAAUAAAUAAAUAUCUCAUUUUUUUUAUAAAUUAUUGAAGAAUAUAUAUGAAACGGAAUUUACAUAUCUCGAACCCAUUAACAUUUCAACAAUUUGUAUACGUUCUUAACUAAUUUAUAUGCUAAGCAGUUGAACCCAAAAAUAGUUAGUAAAUUAAUGAUAUUUUUAAUCUAUUAUUUAUAAACACAUUUGUUGUAACUUGUAAGUACAAACGUAAUAGCCUAAACAACAUUAUAAUAGUCUACCCAGUU